Nipponia nippon (crested ibis) is the source of this 444-nucleotide messenger RNA. It is a transcript of the gene PTGES, whose product is annotated as prostaglandin E synthase. Lineage: Eukaryota; Metazoa; Chordata; Aves; Pelecaniformes; Threskiornithidae. Gene Ontology annotation, molecular function: prostaglandin-E synthase activity. Gene Ontology annotation, biological process: prostaglandin biosynthetic process. Gene Ontology annotation, cellular component: membrane. The record is from RefSeq and is a predicted model, not a curated record.
AGAAUGAUGGAAAACGCAGUGUUUAUGUCAUUUACCUUCUACAGCACGGUCUUGAUUUUAAAAAUGUAUGUCGUUGCCAUCAUUACGGGACAAGUGAGACUCAGAAAGAAGGCGUUUGCAAACCCGGAGGACGCGCUGCGCAACGGGGGGCUGCAGUACUACCGAGAGGACCCCGACGUGGAGCGGUGCCGUAGGGCCCAUCGCAAUGACAUGGAGAACAUCUUUCCUUUCCUCUUCCUCGGAGCCAUCUACUCCCUGCUGGAUCCCAGUCCCACAGUGGCCAGGAUCCACUUCUUCAUCUUCUGCGUGGGGCGCAUCAUCCACACCAUCGCCUACCUCCUGCGGCUGAAGGCGCCCACGCGCUCUGUGGCCUACAGCGUGGCGCAGCUGCCCUGCUUCUCCAUGGCUCUGCAGAUCCUCUUGGCCACCACCCCGUACUGGUAA